Messenger RNA from Drosophila elegans, 7059 nucleotides. RefSeq names its product regulating synaptic membrane exocytosis protein 1 (gene Fife). Lineage: Eukaryota; Metazoa; Arthropoda; Insecta; Diptera; Drosophilidae. Gene Ontology annotation, biological process: regulation of membrane potential; positive regulation of synaptic transmission; calcium ion-regulated exocytosis of neurotransmitter. The record is from RefSeq and is a predicted model, not a curated record. Gene Ontology annotation, molecular function: transmembrane transporter binding; small GTPase binding. Gene Ontology annotation, cellular component: presynaptic membrane; cytoskeleton of presynaptic active zone.
CCGUCUCGCGAGCAGGACACAAAAACGCGGAGGCUGACACAUCCUGUUUGACCAGUGCAUUUUGGGUAACCAGGACCAGAACCAGAACCAGAGCCAGAACCAGGAACCCAGGCUAUAUAGAAGCCAUAGCUUUUCUAACUUUCCCGGCCAAGGUGUGCGAGUGCGCGAGUGUGGGUAUCCUGGCUGUCUCUGUGUGCGUGAGUGUGUCUGUGCGUGAGUGCUGUGUGUGCUGGCCAACACCAAACAAAAGCCAUAAUAAGUGACGAAUAAAUUUUAAAACGCGCGCUUAACACAAGCUACCUGAAGAUAUAUACAUUUUUUCCCCUCUUAAGUGAAGUCGCUCUAAGUUUUGAAAAGAAAAUAAUAUUUACAGAGUUGAGCUCCAAUUCACGCAGCACGAUUUCAAAUCGAAAGCCAAAAAACCGAAUGCACAUCGACGGCGCACAACAAAUCGAGCAGCUUGAUGAUGAUGAUUUAGAUGGCAAAGGAUCUGGUAACUACAGAGCUAGCCAUAUUCCUCUCUGAAGAAUUCCUCAUACCGAACCUGCAGAUGAAAAUGUGAGGGCGGUGGCAGCAGAACGGAAAUGAAAUCAAAUCGCACAGGAGCAGCUGCAGACGGCGGCAACAAUAACACUUGUGAAUUAUGGCCAAAGUUAAUUAAAAGCCAGGAGUGGAACUAGAGCUGCUCAUAAAUCAAUCCGGAUCAUGUAGAACUGCUGGAGUGCCAAUAUCCCCCAUGUCAAUGCCUAUUUACAUGGCCAAUGAAAAAUGGCCAAUACAAAAUAUACGUGGAAAAGAAUCGAAAUCAAACCAAAUGGAAAUGACUUAAGCCGGCUUACCAGCGAGCAGAACAAAGCGAGCAUAACGUGCAUAACGUAUACGCAACGUCCAACACGGCGGAUGCAUGAUUAAUUGCACUUUAAAUACACACGGAAAACGACGACAAACGAAAACGCAAAACCGAUUCUUCUCAACCAAGGCAAAAAGCAGUAAAAAAGCCGCCGAAAUGUUGCCAACAAAUGUGAUGUCAUUCAUGAAGAAGAUGGUGGCCACCGAUGAGCAGGCCAGCGAAAGGCAGCAACAUGCGACGGAUUCCGGGGGCGGGGCCUCCCAAACGGGGGCCCUGAACAAGAUGAAGGCCACGAUUUCCUCCUCGCUGCUCACCGUCACAGACAAAGUUAAUAAAAUGUCGCCACGCCCCUCUUUGGUGCCGACGGAUGCGGAUACCAGCGGCAGUUACGGCUCGCCCAGCUAUCAAAGCCAGCAGCAAAUGCAGCAGCAGCAGGAUUCCGGCGGCACUAUGAAUAACAACAAUAACAAUAGCAGCAGCACGACGACCAGCGGAGGCGGAGGGGGCGGGGCAGCGGCCAAACAGGAGCCAGGACGCAGGGCGGGGGCAUGCAGGGUGUGCCUGAAGUCCUUCAAGCCGGACGACUACCACAAGACGUGCUUCGAGUGCCAGCAGCGGGUGUGCGAGGACUGCGCCAGCUACAGCAAGCUGGACGAGCACGAGGAUGCGACCAUGUGGCGCUGCAGCGUUUGCCGGCGGAAAAUGGCCUCGCGGGUGUGCAUUCCACAGGACUCGACGGACUCCAUGCUGGACGUCCCGGUGCUGGAGGCACUGCAGCGGCGCCACUCGGACGCCAAAUUGGGCAGCAGCACACAGACGCUGGCGCCCAGCAACGGAGCCGCCCUCGCCCCGCCGCGAAGUCCUGAACUGCGGCGCCACUCGGACGUUUCGCCAGCCUCGCUCAAGGAGUUGGAAAGGCAACUGAAAGGGGGCCGCAGCAUGGCGCCCAGUCGCUCCAACAGUCCGCCGAGGGGCGAAGGUCCAGACGGACAGCCCCUCGGGGCGCCCCUGUCGCGGAUGCAGUCGCGAAGGGGGUCGCGGGUGGCCCGGCAGCACAGCUACGAUGACGACAUGAAGACCGGCCCCGUGGGCGGCAGCAUGGGCGGCGGGGGUCCGGCGCUGGGACUGGGGGCGGAUGGAGCGGGCCUUGGCAUUCCGGCCAUGCCGCGCAGGAAAUCCGCCUACGAUGUGUUUGCCCCCGGGUUGACGCAAGGAGGCGCCACACCUGCCCAGCUGCAGAGGUCGCCGGGAGAGGGCGGCAUCAUGCCGCCCAUCCAGUUGCCCGGGUCGCGGAGACCCUCGUUCCGGGUGCCACAUCCCUCGGAGGACAUCCAGAACGACGACUCGCCGGGAUCGCCGGACAAGGGCAGCCCCGUGCUGACCGUCGAUGAUGACCGACGGAUGCGGCGACGCGGCUCCCAGCUCCCCGACAUAGCGAUGCUGCAAAAUCGAGGCGCUCUGCCGGCGGUUCCGCCCUCCGCGAUUCCGCCGCCCAUGGCCUCGUUUACCGGUCCCAAUCUCGAGGAUUUGGAGGCGCCACGGCGGCAGACAUCAAUGGACGGCGAGGCCAUAAGGAUCGUAAUACAUGACGUGGAUUCGGGUCCGAUUUGUGCAUCUAAGCGGCGCAUUAUUCUGCGCCGAGAUCCCACGGACAAGGCGCACCGCACACGUGGCUUUGGGAUGCGCGUCGUCGGCGGAAAAACGGGAGCCGAUGGCCGUCUGUUCGCCUACGUUGUGUGGACCGUUCCAGGAGGAGCGGCCGAGAAGAAUGGCCUGCAGCAGGGCGACAAGAUACUCGAAUGGAACGGAAUGUCGCUGAUCGACCGGAGUUUCGAGGAGGUGUGCUCCAUCAUGGACCGAACCGGGGACAUUGUGGAGCUUUUGGUGGAGCAUGCCACGGACUUCCGGAUGUGCGAUCUGUUCGACGAGAACCUGCCGCCCGGAAAUGCGGGUGGUCAGAGCGGACCUCGGCGAUCCGGAGACGGUCCCGUCGGCCUUGGCCUCAUAGCGGAACCCGAAACCACCACAGACAAAUCACCAGCAUCGCCAACUAGACGGAAAUUACCAAAAACUCCGGAGCAAAUUGCCCGCGAGAAGCUGGUCACCGGAAGGGUCCAGAUCCAGGUCUGGUACCAUGCGGAGCGCAACGAGCUGGUCGUCUCCCUGAUGGCCGGCGAUGAUCUGGCACUGCGGGACGAGGCCUACGGACAUGGAAAUUUGCCGGAGGCAUACGCCAAAGUCCGCAUUCUCCCCAAAUGCGGUGAUGGCAGCGUGCAGCAAACGGAGGUCAGCCGACCCACGCAGAAUCCCAUUUGGAACGCCACACUGACCUUCGGUCAUGUGAAGGCCGACACCUUGAUGGAUCGCUACAUAGACAUCCAGCUGUGGGACUUGGUGCCCCACACGGAGUCCAUUUUCCUGGGCGAGUGCAGCAUUGAGUUGCAGCAGGCCUUCCUCGACGACCAGGCCAUCUGGUGUCGGUUGGAGGACACAAAGGGUCUGCGUGGCAUUAGCAUAAGCAAGUCGCCAAGUGUUUCGCCACGGGGUUCCAUUGCGGCCGGAGCUGGAGCACCCAGUGGCGAUGUGACCCGACUCCUGCGACGCGACUACAACAUGCAGCGCUCCAACUCCGAUGAUGUAGACUCCAUCGGAGAUGGAACUUCGCUGCUGCAUCCGGAUCACGCCUAUAUAGCCGGCUCGCGACGCGGCUCCUCGCAAUCGGAAACCAUGGAGGUGGAGGUCUACCAGCUGGGCAAGGACUUCUCGCGCUCAUUGCCGGGCUCGCGUCGAUCGAGCUUCCAGGAUGCCGAGAAGAAUCGGCUCGAGGAGGACGCCAUGGCCACGCCGCCCACCUCCUAUUUGGUGGGCCGGCGUCGUUCGUCCGUGGCUCGACGCGACCCGGAUGAGAUCUUGAAAUCCUUGAAGGCUGUCCGCGGCGAGCUGGGGCGCACCAUGAGUCUGGGCACCGAGCAGCACAAGCGCAUCGGAUCGAGACGUUCCAGUCGCGUUGGAUUGCCGAGCGGACCGAACAGCCGCAAGAGUUCCGUCUUGGAUUUGUCGCAGCAGCAGCAGCAGCAGUUGCAGCAGCUCCAGCAGUUGCAGUUGCAGCAACAGCAACAGCAGUACCUGCAGCAGCAUCUGCCCAUGGGCAUGGCCAAUGCCGACACCAGUCCGCCCUCCGAGGACGAGGACAGGCGGUACAGGCCGCGCUGGAAGGGAUCGGGAAGCCAACUGCCGCCGCAGAGUCCCAAGCAGGCUCUAUCCCGUCUCAAACAGGCCGCCUCCGUGUCGAAUGUGGCCCAGGAUUCCGGUCGUCAGGCGGGGGGUCAGCUGAUGGCCACCAACCCACAACUGCAGCAGCAGCAGCGGAAGAGCAGCAUGUUCCAGUUGGGCGACAGCCAGACUCCAAGUCCAACGAGCACCACCACCACCACCACCACCACUUUGCAGAGGAAGGGCAGCAUGUAUGUGGCCAAGGUCACGGAAACCCCACCUCUGGGCACGCCCACCCGGAAGGGAAGUGUUUACCAGAGGAGCGGAGUGGGUUUGGGUGUGGACAACGCCGGCGGAGACAGUCCGCAGCGGAAACAGAGCGUGGUGAAAACCUUGAGCGGCAGCUAUGUCAACAUGCCCGCCUUGACGGGUGGUGAGUCCAGCUAUGGACUCAAACUGGGCCCCUCGCAGAUCCAUCCCAAGGGCUACAGGCUGACCACCGCGCGGUACGGCGAACUCAAGAUGGGAUUCGUCAAGAUCAAGGGCAAUGUGGAGGUGGAGCUAAUCUGCGCCCGUAAUAUUGUCAACGAGGACUGCGAAACUCCGCCGGAUACGUACGUGAAGUGUUACAUCAAGGACGGCGACCGACUGCGCCACAAGAAGAAGACGCGUGUGGUGCGCCAUGCGGCGGAGCCUCACUACCGCCAGACCAUUAAAUACCAGAGCUCGGAUGUCUUUGGCCGGAACAUCGUGAUCAUGGUGUGGCAGCGGUGCGUGGGCUUCGAGCACAACCAGGGAUUGGGCGGCACGGAGGUGAACCUGGACAAGGUGAGCAUCGGGCAGCCCAUCAACGGCUGGUAUCCCCUCUUCCCGAUGCACAGCUACGGCGGCUCCGACUCGGACAACUCUCCCUGACCGAACAACCAGGAAGUCAUGCCAAUUCACAGGCAGUGCCGGAUUUGGAAUUCCCAGGAACUGGAGAUACAGCCACUGCAAGCUCAAUUUGUUAGCGCCUAAGAUGUGGAAACCAUACCACACCAUUUAUAUAUAUAUUGUUAUCCCGAGAUACUCUCUGUAUGUAUUAGUUUUUAGUUAAAUGAGCUUGAAUCGGUCGGGUUAUGUUACACUACUAAAUAUAUAACUUAUAAAUUCGUGGUGAGAGAGCUUUGUAAGUAAGGUACACAGGUAAGGCAGCACUAAAAACGGGGAAUACCAAAUUCAGACAGCACAAUAAUUGAGGAAUCGGAGUACCACAAAAGCAUAUAUAUAUACAGUACACACGCUAAUAUAUUUUUCGCUUGUUGUGUUUGUGAAAGUUUAAUGUUGUUCGCAUUUGAAUGGCAAUAAAGUUUAAAGAGUGGAUAGGAAUGGAAACUAAACGAAACUGGCACCAAAACAAUAAUGUUGAAAUUUCGAGGCAACGAAGAGAGGGAUUUAAAGCGCUUGCUAGCUAAAAAAGAAAGACAUAUUAUCCGAAUAAGUGUUAAAUAAAUGUUGCGCAAAAUAAAAACAAAACCAAAUAGGAUAGCCCCAACUAUCUGUACAGCUGAGAACCCCGCAAAAGGUUUCAACUGCUUCUCAAACACGAAAUCUGAAUGUCAAAAACUGAAGGUCCUAUAAUUCUGAAACUCUAACAAUCUAAUUAUCUAAAAAUUUGAAUAAAAAAGUAAUAAUACAUUUAAACAUCCUAAAAAUCUAAAGCCCUAACAAUCUAACUGAAUUGAACCCAAAAUUUAUAACUCUGAAAAUCGAACGAAAGAAAGACAAUGUUUAACCCAAAAUUUAAAAAAUCUGAAAAUCUAGUUUAUAUUGACAAUCUUAAUGGGUGUGUGCUACUGUGUGGACGUGAGAAUUGAGUGCGAUUAAAGCGUGAUUAAGACGAAUUUACUGUAGUCAUUUUCUUCCUAUUUUUCCCAUUUCCCUCCCGCUUUUCAAAACUCUCCAAGACGCUUUCAGCAGCCACACAAAAUCAGGACAAUCUCGUGUAUGAAAACAGUGAAAAAUUUACAUUUUCGGAACUUGUGUAUAAAUCUAAUAUCUAAUAUCUUAUAUACUAUAUCAAAGUUCAGCCUAACGACUAGGAGUUUCAAACUAAAGUUACAAACACAUAUAGAUUUAUUUAUACAACGCUUACACUUGAGUCGUAUUAACUAGAGUAUUUAAGCUGCAGAGAGAUUGUGGAACUUUUACUGUCCUAAAAAUACUUUUACCACAACAAAAAAAGUCCUUAAGCUCGAAACCAUUUCUUGUGUGGAAACUUAACGACUCUUUAACCGCAACAGCAACUAUACUCUAUAUAGUAUCUUUUUCAAGGGUAGCUGCGGGCUUUUCUUAUUGUUAGAUGUUGCUUUAAAAAAAAAGAGAAAACCCAAAGAGAAAUUACUUAGUACCAGAUAAUCCAUUGUUGUAUCUUGUAAGUACUUGGUAGUUGUCAAGGUAGUCAGGGUAAAAGUGGAACACACAAAGAUAUUCCUGUUUCCUCGGUUGGCUAAUUACACUCUUCACAAUCUGGCUGUUGUUUUAUAUACCUAGUUGGGUAACGAAAACUAUAAUGGUUGUGCUAUCUCAAAAUUAAAAACUUACUCACUAAUGUUUAACGCGUUGAUGGAGCUACAUUAUAUAUCUAUAUCUUCUUAGGUACUUUUGGUCUUUUCUACUUAACUCUAAUACCACGACUACUAUUACCUAUUGUAUUUGUACUUGGCCGAGAGUUGGGUAUCGAGUACUUUGAAUACUGUAAAAAUAACACCAUAUCAGCGUGUAGCGUUGGCCAGAAAUCUGGGGAGGAUUGCGCUUUAAAAGUGCCGAGUGGGCUGUAGCAAGGCUUAUAAGAACACAAAUCUACUGUUUGUUAAAAUAUUAAUUAGCCAUUACCUGCGUACACUAUGUAAAACAAUAUACACUGAUGUGAACUAUAUGAAUAUGAACGUACAUAUUAUAUAUAUUAUAUAUUAAUAUAUUUAAAAUAACUGUAGAAAAACCAAAAGAGACCCACA